Messenger RNA from Scaptodrosophila lebanonensis, 831 nucleotides. RefSeq lists its product as uncharacterized. Gene Ontology annotation, biological process: sleep; positive regulation of voltage-gated potassium channel activity; regulation of synaptic transmission, cholinergic. The transcript is spliced from 2 exons. The record is from RefSeq and is a predicted model, not a curated record. NCBI's taxonomy places the organism in Eukaryota, Metazoa, Arthropoda, Insecta, Diptera, Drosophilidae. Bases 82 to 537 code for a protein of 151 amino acids.
UUGUUUUUCAUUAAUUUACUGCAUUUUCCGCUGAAAUUUGUUAAAAUAACUCUUUAAUUCUGCACAACAGACACAAGCAACAUGCGAGCAAUUGAGAAAUUAGCGAUUGCUGCGGCUCUGCUAUGCUGCAUGCUGCAAACAGCUUAUGCCAUCAAGUGCUGGGACUGUCGCUCCGACAACGAUCCCAAGUGCGGCGAUCCCUUCGACAACAGCACACUCGCCAUCACGGAUUGCCAGCAGGCGCCCGAGCUUGAACACCUGAAGGGGGUGCGGCCGACCAUGUGCCGUAAGAUUCGGCAGAAGGUGCAUGGAGAGUGGCGUUACUUCCGGAGCUGCGCCUACAUGGGGGAGCCGGGCAUCGAGGGCGAUGAGCGCUUCUGCCUGAUGCGGACCGGCAGCUACAACAUUUUCAUGGAAUACUGCACCUGCAACAGCAAGGAUGGCUGCAAUGGCGCCAAUGGGCGUGGCGGGAGCGCCGGGAGCGUUUUGCUGGCCACCUUCGCCGUCGGCCUGGUGGCGCAUUUCUUGAGGCAGUAGCAAAAAUUGCCACAUUUAUGGUGUUGGCUUCUAACUAAUAGUGCCUUCUGCUCGGCCGACACACAUUGUUCGACCGAAUCGAAUCUAAACUAAAAACUUAACACUCGGAACGCAACUCCAUCCAUUUUAUCUCAAUCUCUAAGCACAUUCCGCAUAGUUUAAGCAAACUGCUCCAAUAUUUCUCUGUCCAUAUCUAUUUUGUAUACAGUUUUACAAUGUUUAGAAUUAAGUAAAAAAGUUUACAAAUUUUAUUGUAAUGCCGUAGUAGAACAUUUCUGUCGAAGAAUAAACAAA